Molecule: messenger RNA, 7714 nt
Organism: Passer domesticus (house sparrow)
Lineage: Eukaryota; Metazoa; Chordata; Aves; Passeriformes; Passeridae
Exons: 5
Coding region: 83-3505 (1140 amino acids)
Biological process (GO): protein ubiquitination; Notch signaling pathway
Cellular component (GO): nucleoplasm
Molecular function (GO): ubiquitin protein ligase activity
Source: RefSeq, a predicted model, not a curated record
GCGGUGAAGCGCGGCAGCCGCCGCCGGGGCUCCCGGGAGGCCCUGCCGGUGUGGCGGGGCUCGGGCAGCCGCCCCCGCGGGCAUGGCGGGCCGCACGGUGCGGGUGCAGGGCUUCCCCGCCGAGCUGCCUCCCGACAGGGCGGCCGACAAGCUGACCAUUCACUUCCUGCGCUCCCGCAACGGCGGCGGCGACAUUGCCAACGUCCGGGUGCUGCCCGGCUCCCUGCCCUGCGCCCUCAUCACCUUCGAGGCGCCGGAAGUGGCCCAGAGGAUCCUGGAGGUGAAAAACCACGUGCUGGCAAUUGGAAAGACACAGUACCCGCUGGAGGUGACGCCCCACGCUUCAGAGCUGAGCCCCAAUGAGAUCUUCAUACACGUGAGCAUGACAAUUGACUACAGCAAGCUGCCCACGGGCAAAACCCUCCUGAAGGACUUGCACAAAGAGUACAAAAAUAUACACUUCAGCUUCGACUCAAAGAAUAUGCAGUGCAUAGUCCAGGGGCCAUUCACUGAGCUGCAGACCUUCAGCAGAGCCCUGCUGGGCAGCCUGAACCUCAAGAGAGAAGCCACUGGCCAGAUGGUCCUGCCAGCUUCCAGCUGUGGGGCCAAAGAGAUGGGAACGCCUGAUCACCAGCAAGUGCCUGAGUCCACUGAGUCAGCACAAGAGACAGAAAAGCUGCCAAAUUUGGACCAGGUGCAAGAAAUGGCAGCUAAAGUCCCAUCACCUCAGAGCCCAGUGGGUGAGGAAGCUGUGGGACUUCUGGGGAAGCUGGAGGACUUUUCCCUCGCAAUGGACUCGGACAUUUACUUGUACAUGCAGAGGUUCCGUGCUGCUGAGUACCAGGGUGUGCUGCAGCAACACCAUGUGAAUGUGGUGGAUGUCAGUGCUGAUGGCAUUGCUGUAUUGUACCUGCAGCCAUCUGGAGGUGUGUCUGGGGACACAGAUGCCUUGAGACAGGCCCGCCUGGCCCUGCAGCAGCUCUACCAGCAGCUGGAGGUGAGCCUGCGCAAGGAGAAGAUUGCUAAGGAAGGGCUGGGAAUGGACAGCCAGGCACUCAGGGCUGUGACACGUGAACUGCAGGAGCUGUAUCCCCAGCUGCUCUGCCAUGAGGAUGUGAAGCAGCUUUAUCUUGUUGGAAACCUUGUUGAUGUGUCCAAGGCCAAGCAGUUCCUUGAGGAUUUGGUCACCAGGAGAGGUGCUGCACACACGGCUGACAUGCUGAGCAGCUCCCAGCCCUCUGGCACCACAGAGGCUGCACUACACCUGGCCAAAGCUCCUGUGAGUACUUCAGCCACGAGACUUAGCCCAAGCAAGUCAGAGCUGAAAGGUGAGCACAAGCUAGCUGCCAACUUCAGCACUCCUAAAGCUGACAGGUCUCAGGUUGGCCAGGGUCUCUUGGUGAAUCAGGACUCUCCAGCAAUGGGACAGGGGCAGCUUUCUGAGGAGCAUUCAUCAGAGAUAGAUGCUCCUGGUCAGAGUGACCCAAGGGCACUGACCCAGCAGUAUCAGCCUCCCACCCCUGUGACAGAUAAAGCUGUGGGGUCAGCAGCAGAGCCUCAGCAGAACGACCCCACAGAAAGGGGCCAUGUGGAAGGAGGUGCCAGACUCACAGGAGAAAAGACGCUGUUGCCCUUUACAGGCAAAGAAAACAGCACUUCUCAGCAUCCUGAGGUCUCUAAAGGCUCAGGUCCCAUUGGCUACCACCGCCUCCACAACAAGUGUGAUGUGACAUGGACCUCUUGUGCUUUAGGCUGCAAACCCUCUGCAUCCACGCCUGUGCUGCGACGCUCCAACAGCUUCUCCCUACCACGGUUAAAGGAAGGCAGCAACUCUGGACAGAUCAGCACGGUGAGUGAGGAGAUAAGCCUGGACACUCUGCAGUGGUUUUACCUGAAAGAUGUCUGCCAUGCCACUAUUGAUGAGCUGUGCAGGGCUGGAGGGGUGCACAUCUUGGAGCGCCACGCUGGGGACUGCACAGUGCUGGUGCUGCAGGCAGAAGACAGGAAAAGGCUGCUCCAGGUUAAAUGGAAGGUGGAAGAUCUUGUGCAGAAGUGCCCUGACUUGGUGUGUCAGAGUGUCAGCUACUCAGAGCUUGCUGUCAGUGGUCCAGAUGACAGUGACCUGAGUGAACUGUGCAACCUCUUGCGAGGAAAAUCCUUCCAGGUUGGACUCAGCAAAGACAAGUACAAGCUCUACCUUGCCUGCCCCAAGGACAUGCUGCCAGGAGUGACUGAGGCCUUCCGCAUGUUUUCCUCCAGGAGGCUCUGUGCCAUGAAGUCUCCAUCCAUGUCUCCUGGACCAGAGAGUCCAGGGAGAUCAAGUGUCAUCCAGCCAAGCAGAAGCCAGGACUCAGUGCUGGAUGUAGUCCUUCCUGGCAGCCUGAAUAUCCUACAGCACCUGAACAUCAUCCAUAAAAUAAACUCUACAGAUGUGCUCAGGGCUUCCUGGUUGCCACAGACUGGGGAAAGGUCCCCCAGUCCUUGGAGGUACCAGCAGGCUUGGGGGCAGGAAGAGGCCAGGGGCUAUAUUGAUUCUGGGUCUGGAAGAAGAGGAAGCAGCCUUCUGAACCUUAGUACAGGGGAUAAGCUAAGUCCUCCUGGCCUGAGGGAGUUCCAGGAACAGCUGAAGACAAAACUGGCUCCAGGGGAGCCUGACAUCACCCGGCUAAAACAAGUCUUGCCAGACAGAUUCCAGUUUGCAAGAGACAAGAGCAGAGGAGGCCCCAGUGAAGCAAUGGGACAGCAGCACUGUCCAGUCCCUGUAGCUGAUGAAGCUCCUCACUCUCUGCCCACCUGGCUACCCAGGGCCGUGGCUGCUGAGCCACCACCAGCUGUGGCCCAACAGGCACCUGCAGCAGAGCCCACAGACUGGGGAAGGGCCCAGCUCCCAGGGAGCAGGAGCAAUGAGCAGGAGGAGCCUGACCUCCCAUCACAGCAGAGAAGAGACCCCAGCCUUGGACAGGAAAGCAGCACCAUCCCUCUGGGCCAGUGUUAUGCUUGCCAGGGCUCAGGUGUGACCUGCCAGGGCUCCUGUGGUCACGCCUUGUGCAGGACAUGUUUUGCAGCAGACAGUAUGCAGCCAGCUGGCUGUGAAUCCUUCUCAGCUGCCCCAAGCUGCAAUAUCCUGGGGACACUGAAGAUCUCCUCCGUGUCUGAGAGCCUGCCUGGAUACUCUGGGAACACAACCCUUCAGCUUGUUUACUGCAUCCCUGAUGGCGUGCAGGAGGCUGGGGACCCUCGCCCAGGACACCCUUACAAAGGGGACAAUUUUUGUGCCUUCCUGCCUGAUACCAAGGAAGGGCUGAAGAUAGCAAAUCUGCUGAAGAAAGCAUUUGAAUGUGGGCUGACAUUCCAGAUCAAGUCCUGCAAUGGAGAGGAAAGAGUAACGUGGGGCCCUAUCCCCCACAAAACCUCCUGGGAUGGAGGCAAAGCCAGGAAUGGCUACCCAGAUGCCCAGUACCUCCAUGAGGUUGGCACAGUUCUCAAUAAACUGGGCCUCGUGUGAUUCUCCCUCAGCCACAGCCUGUGGCUUCCCUUCACCUUCUUUUCCUGCUGAGAAAACUGCAGCUUAACAGAGACAGCUCAGGAAAAAGCAGGUGUUUGUUGAAGGAGCUUCUGCUUUCCCCAGAUGUAGCCAGAACUCUGCACAUUAGCAAAGAGCAGCACCUCUGUCCCUGCCCUAUGGAGGCCUCAGCAUGGAGCUGAAACUUCCCUGAAACUCCAGCUCCUCUUGGAUGCAUGUCUUGAAAUCACAGAGCUGAUUGCAGCCUGAGCCCUGUUUGGCUUUCAGCAGCAGACACAAACCUGGGCAGGAGUCUGCACCUCAUCCAGCCCCAGCUUCUGGAAGUCUCUUCCACCUCCUGCCACAACAGAGAGGUUCCAGCUCAGCUGCUGCCAGAGCUGGGGUUGGAGAUGAGCUGUCCUUAGUGUCAGCUCUCAGCCCCUCCCUAGCUCCUGCUCUGAGGCCAGCAGGUGACCUGGUGCUCUCUUGAGAACAUGAACAGCUUUCAGCAGCCACAGCAGAUGCCUCCCAGGGACAGUCUCUAUGCUGACAAAUAAAUAGGAUUUGUUCUCAUGUUAAUGUGGCUGCUCAUGCCUUGUCUUACCCUCAGCCCAGGCACCCACUUCAGUCCCACCUGGCUACUGCCACCCAGAUAUGAAGUGCAGAGUCCAGGUAAAGGCUUCACAAACAAAAAUCACCACGGCUGCCCUCCAGGAUUAGUGUCAGGAACAACACUCAAGCCAACACUUAACAGUUGUCACUGAGAGCAGAGGCAUCUCCUCCUUUGUCAGCUGUGGGCAGAGUGUUCACAACAACAGAAACCUGAGCAGCAUACUGUGGAAGGUUUUGUUAUGCUUUUAAUUAACAUUUGAAACACAUAAGGCAUAUGGUAACAUUUGACAGAGGAGCAGUACACAUUGUAGUCAUGUAAACAGCAGUGGCACAGUUGUCUUCUGUCCAACUUGGUUACACGCACAAAGCGAAAUAUAUUUUUUAAACAAAAGAUUUGCUAUGUGUCUGUAGGAUGAGCAUCACUCGUAUCACAAAUCUGCAAAUCAACACAAUUCAGACAGUACAGACCAGACCAUAUGCUGCAAGAGGCUCACUCAGAGUCUAACACAUUUCACAUCAUGCUCAUGUACACUUGCCAAUAACACUUUGCCAUCACAAGGGCUCAGCACACCAGACUUCAGGCAACCCGAGUGGUUUAACACCUAUGAUAGCAGCUGUCAGCAGGCCAGGAUCCUGCACCAGCUGAAGUCUCACACACACAGUGCUUCUUCCUUCUCCCUGGCCAAUCAAUUCUAGUUUAAUACAGGUGUCUGAAACAAAUCCUAGAGCUGAACUCCUUCCCAGAGCAUUUGGCAGGGGCCACACUCCUCUGUGCAAGCCGAGGCCACCUCUGCCCCCUUCCCCUCCUGCAGUCAGCUUGCAACACAAGUGAGCUUCAGAGAGUCAAAAAUGUGGCAGCUGCUGCCUGGUGAUAGCAAAGGAGUUGCAUUUUGUCCCAGACCAGCAGCACCAGGCUGGGAGGCCACUACAGCAAUGACAGGAGAGGCACUGGCACCGAGCCCCCUGCAGCAGGCAGGGCUGUGGGUGCCUCCUCCACUCAUCAACUCCUUACACUUCCACUUGGACUCCUCAUGGCACAACCUUUGAGUCAAGACAAUCAGUAAAAUAAACAUUAAAUUGCACUUCUGGAAUGGCACACAUGAUUUAAGUACAGGAAUCUCCCAGUUCCUCAGUAGCACAACUUUGCCCUAAACAAGCAACAUUGAAUGGAAUGAUUUUUAUCCUAGGGUUUCGUUUUGGUUUUUUUGCUUUGGUCCUUAGUGUACAAACCGGCUGGUUAACUGCAUUAAGACACUUGAAGUUGUUUUACAUAGGUUCUAUACUUACUGGCCCAUGAAAAAGAAAAGUAAAAAACCAAAACACAACCAACCACACCCACCUAGAGCAGAACUUUGAGCAGGGGCAGAGGAUUGCAAGGUUACAUUUAAUCUUGGUCUUCCUGUAGAAAACACUGUUGCUACCAAGAGACACAAAAUAGUCAGUGCUGACCUCGAACAGGCAGUAACUGCUCGGUGUUCCUGCCUUGAUAAGGGCUUCAGGAAUUUCUACGUAGAAGACAUGUGAGCCCAAAAAGAGCCAGGAGCUAGGAUUGUUUCUAAAGAGCCAAGGCUGGAGCAGCUGAUAAAGCCUCACCCUGGAGCCAAACAGCUGCCCAGGGAAAGACAAGGGCUUUACAACAGGUCUUAUGGACUGGGGGGAACAGAAGCACCAGGUCAGCCCCAGAAAGGCUGGAACACCUGGGGGGAGAACAGCUAACUCGUGGAAAGUCCAACAACAUCACCAGUGUUCACAAAACAGAGCUAAUAAGAAUCAAAACAGUGUUUUGGCAAUACUUUGAAAGGCCAGAAUGGAAAAGGCCCCAGUGACUUCCUAGUCGUGUAGCAGAAGGCACUGAGAUGCUGUUUCCUGUGGCACACAGGAGGCAGAGGGGUCUGAUGGGGGCUGUGGGAGCCCUGCCACUCUGCCUGACCCAAGGCCAUCCACGUAAGGCACUGAGCACGAGAUUGGCUCAGGAUAAAGCAGGGAGAGAGAGGAUGUUACUAUGAAACACACCUUAACAGCUUUCCCCUUUACAAUCAGAUGUGCAGGGUUGGGUGCCUUUUGAGCAGGCUGCCCUGGCAUCAAGGUGAAGUCGUUUCCCCAGAGGAACAGGUCCAGACUUUCCAUUGCAGCAAUUUAGACAGUCCUUCUGUUUUCACACCUGGUAAAGCAGCAUUAGACACUGUGGGAUUCAAUCUGAAUUAGCACAACAGGGCAGGUUGAAAGAAGCAGCAAGAUUUUGGAUUCAGAAAGGUAAAAAGUUGUGCUUGAGAGUUCCAUCAGCCUGUGUUAUGAAGUUCAAGAGAUGAACUGACAAGGAUCUGUGGGAGGACUCCAGCACUCCUCUGAGGUUGUAGGGAACAGGAUUGUUGCAAUAUUUAAAGCUAGCCAGGGCACAACCCUGGAAGCUGUGUGGGUGCAUUUCUAAAGAACUCUGGACUGAGCCCAGGCACCUGAAGCCAGGCUGCACUGGCAGACAGCAGUCCCACUGGAGCAGGCUGAGGGAGAAUUCAGAGAGGAACCCAGCCCUGUGUGCCAUGGGCUCUCUUGGGUGGUGGUGGGGCUGCGUGCCCAGCCCUGUGCCCAGUGGGUACCUGCCCUCCUUGAGCCCUGGGCCCUCCCUGGGGGCUAGUUAAGCAGGAUUCUAGUCUCAAGGUUCUGCUUCUGGAGCACAAGUUCUUCCAUGAUCAGCAGUUCCUCUUAGUGCUCUUGUGUUUCCAAAAUGAAAGCCCCAAAAGCCCACCACACCUACAAUCCAUGCCAAGUAAGCACCAGAGUUGCCCAGAGCUGCAAGCAGGGUCCAGGACAGCAUCACCAGGACUCAGGGUGCUCACAGAGCUGGGCUUGGGUCCCUACACAGCUCUGUUUCCAAGUGCACACAAGGAAAGAAAAGUAGAAGAGGAAACAGUUCUGGUGUAGGGAGGAGCAGCUCCUAAACCCUCAGUACUGGAGCACCAAGACACAGAUUCAGGGGGAGAAGAGUCAAGCCCUGCUGCAGCAAAUGAGCUAGAACACAAUGGAAAUGCUCAGAAUGUGCAGGUCAAGAGGCUUGACACACAGCUGGGCUGUUUGUCACCUAACUGCUACCCUGGCAACAGCUUUACCAAGCAGAGUGCCACGGGGAGAGCAGCCCAGGCUGCUGGGCAGCCAGCCCACAGGAGUGGCCCUUGAAAGUUACUUCCCAAACUGCAACACCUCCUCAGUGCACAGGGCACUGCACAAAGCAUUAAUAGGGGAUUAUUUUGUUUCCAUCUCAGCGAAGUCCAAUUCAAUACUGCAGCUCUUGGAAAUACAAAGACAAGGGUGAAGCCCUAACAAUACCAACUUGGAGCCCAACAUAAUAAAGCACAGAGCCAACAUCAAUUGUUCCAGUCGUUUGAGACACAGUUGAGUCCUUAUGGUCUCUAAGAAUCAGACACUGCUCAGAUCUCUCUAUACAAUUUGGAAAUAGAAAAUGGACAGGAUCAGGUUAUCUAAUUGAAACUUUUCUUCUGUAGUCAGGCAUAGCCCAGCCCAGCCUGUCAGGGUAUUUACAGAGUGCACAGAGAAGUGACUGCAAAUGGAGUAUGAUCUGCCAAAGACUCCAAAUUGCCAGGAUGG